Geodia barretti is the source of this 1575-nucleotide messenger RNA. The record is from the annotation of a GenBank genome assembly. NCBI's taxonomy places the organism in Eukaryota, Metazoa, Porifera, Demospongiae, Tetractinellida, Geodiidae.
AGCUAGAGCUAGAGAGCUAGCUACGACGAUGAAUCAACGAGUAGAAUCAGCUGCUACUCUCUUCCUACUAAUAAUCUUCAUCAACUGUAGAGUCAAUGCGGAAAUAGCCAACCCUUUCAUUUCACUGCUAGAAACCCAACCAGAUCAGCAAACUCCCUCUUCCUCCUCUAUCCCUCCUGUCCCAUCAUCUCCUGUGUUUCCAGUCUUUACCAGAGUCCUGAAUGCCUUCCCUCCCAGUGAGGUGGAUGGUAGCCAUGUCUCAGUUGUUCUAGAUGAGGACAAAAUUGAGGGGGUGGCCUACGGUAGGGUCCUCGAGAAAGAGACUAUGAUACGAGCUGUUGAAGACUUUGUCAUUGACUUCAAGAAUCCAAACAAUGGAGCUGUGGUGGACUAUGGAGUGGCAGAGUACGGCUACAUUGAAGGAGAGGUGGGGAUGGGAGACGAGGUGGUGGUGAUUGUGAGGAGGAGCCAGACACACCCUCACCAGCCUGCCCACGACAUCAAGGAAUUCCCAACGGGAGAUUUGAGCAGUGACACCAGCAAAGUCUACCUCUAUAAUGCCGUUUGGAACAACAACACUAACCUCCCAGGUAUGAAUUUCUACAAGGUUAACGGAAGAACGGGCAAGCUGAUCGUGUUGACAACUGGCUUACAGAUGGGGGAAAGUUAUGAAAUUACCAUAUCCCCUGGGAAACCUAUAAUCAUCAAGGCAUCACAUGCUGAUCUGACUGUCAUCCAUGAUCCAGAAGUAGCUCACACGACUGAGAUCGAACUCGUCACGGUCCCUGGCAAGAGGCACUAUGUGGUAGUUCUGGGGGACCAGUCCAGUGGAGACACUAGGGCAGUGGUCAUGGGACCAACAGCUGCCACUCUCAGUGGACAAGUGUCUUCUAGCCCCUCACAUACUGGUUUUCUCUUCAGCUUACUACUGGCACUUUCAAUGGUCACAUAUAAACAUUAACAGCAUGUAUGUAGCUACUUAAAAACAGCAAAUUCACUAUCUAACCAAAGUUUCAAAAUAGAAACUAAAUCCUAUCUCGCAAAUCAUAGGAGACCUAGUGUGAGGCUGAAGGUUGGGCCAGUUGACUCUGUAAUCUCUCAUUCUGCUCCACUAUCUUAUUCAGUUGUUUCCCCAUAUUCUUGUUCUGUUCUUCCAUCACCUGAAGUCGCCUGUCCAUAUUCCUGAUCAUGUUACUCAUCCAUUCCUUCUUUUGAACUCUCCUCCUCCACUGGUAGAUGUUCCCACCCACACACAACAGGCUGACGAUUCCAGUUGAAAUAUACAGGUAGGCCCAUACAAAAUCUAAAGUAUACCAUGCACACAAAGCCACUCUGAAGAAGCCCCAAUAUAACAACUCUGGUCCUAGUAACUUGUAAACUACAGCCACUGUAGUCUGCAGUGUAACAGCGUUAAUAACGGCAGUGAAGAUGUUGUUGGAGAUUUUCCAUAAGAGGUAGUGCAGUAUAAGACAGAAGAUGAUGAUUCCAGCCAUCAACAUCCAUAUCUUUGCAGCCUUCCUGACCUUCCAUAACACCGUAGAAUCUGUGCACAAAAAAACACACAAUGACCUUUAG